Messenger RNA from Limanda limanda (common dab), 1983 nucleotides. It is a transcript of the gene dok4, whose product is annotated as docking protein 4. The transcript has 8 exons. Bases 345 to 1334 code for a protein of 329 amino acids. The record is from RefSeq and is a predicted model, not a curated record. Lineage: Eukaryota; Metazoa; Chordata; Actinopteri; Pleuronectiformes; Pleuronectidae. Gene Ontology annotation, biological process: positive regulation of MAPK cascade; cell surface receptor protein tyrosine kinase signaling pathway. Gene Ontology annotation, cellular component: cytoplasm.
CUCAAAGGAGGAUGCACUAAAGGAUGAACGCACAAAAGGAAGGAGAAAGGAGGAGACUUAAAAGUUCAACAGAGGAGAACAAAUGGAAACAGAAGGAUCAGUAAGAGGAGGGAGGGAAAUGUGAUGAGCUUUAUGAAAGAGGAAAGAUAGAAACAGAAAAACUUCUAAGGAGGAAAUCCACAUCAAGUAAACAGAUUAAAAGUGAGAGAAAGGAAGCCAUCAAGGACAAAGGAGCUGGAAGCUUUGGAAGGAUAGAAAGGAAAAGCAAGAGUCUGGUUGAGGGAGGAAAAAAACAUCUGGAUGGUCUCCAAAGCGACAGCCAGCUGGUUACCCACCCACCGAAGAUGGCUUCCAACUUCAACGACAUUGUCAAGCAAGGCUACGUGCGCAUGCGCAGCCGCAAAUUGGGGAUCUAUCGGCGUUGCUGGCUGGUAUUUAAGAAGUCAUCCAGUAAAGGACCUCGUCGCCUGGAGAAAUACCCAGAUGAGAAGUCUGCCUACAUCAGAGUCUGUCCCAAGGUGACAGAAAUUAGUAAUGUCAAGAAUGUCACGCGGUUGCCUCGAGAUACCAAGCGACAGGCCGUGGCUAUUGUGUUUACAGACGACACCUCACGUACCUUCACUUGUGAAUCAGAGCUGGAGGCAGAAGAUUGGUUCAAGACGCUGUCAAUUGAGUGUCUUGGCAUGCGGCCCAGUGACAUCAGUAUGGGAGAGCCUGACCUGCUGGCUGCUGGCGUACAAUGUGAACACACAGAGCGUUUCAACGUGUUCCUUCUCCCCUGUCCCAACCUGGACAUCUAUGGCGAGUGCAUGAUGCAGAUCACCCAUGAGAACAUUUACCUUUGGGACAUUCACAACCCUCGCACAAAGCUAGUCACCUGGCCCCUCUGCUCCCUGCGGCGCUAUGGACGCGACGCGACCCGCUUCACCUUCGAAGCCGGACGGAUGUGUGACAGUGGUGAAGGCCUUUACACCUUCCAGACCAGAGAGGGAGAGCAAAUCUACCUAAGGGUUCACUCCUCAACACUGGCCAUCGCUGAGCAGCACAAGAAGGUCCUGCUAGAGAUGGAGAAGAACAGCAGGUCAAUGUCCAAGAGUUCAGAGCCUGGCUCCUACCCCUCUACCCCCACUGCCAUUCUGCCCCGAUCCGCCUACUGGCACCACAUCACUGGGAAUCAGACCAGCAUGGAUCCUGGUUCUGGUGACUUAUCAGAAGACCACCUUUUGUCUACCUGCUUGCCUUCUGACUACCAUGCGACGCUGCCAAUGGCAAAUGCACAUGAACAGUCCCAGCCACCUGUACACACACACUACCCCACCUACCCUGGACAGUGACACACACAACGUGGAUGCUGAAUUACAUGCAAACACAUAACCACAUGCAUGCAUUCACACACAAUCUACACACUGAGGGAGCAACAUUGUCUGCUCUUGUAUAUGUUUGGCAGCCCAACGUCGCACCUCACAGGACGCGUUGGCAGCAGGACUCACACUGGCCAACAGAGCGUCUUGAAUGCACAAGAAGUCAAGUUAACUCUGCUGAAGACUACAAGGUGGUGCAGCACCCACAGUUCUAUACAGACAGGAGAAAUUUGACAUUUUUGUAGACUCACAUUGGCAUGUGUUGCCUACCAGUUAAAGUACGGACUGAAUGCUCUCAGCAUGUUUUAAAACCACCUAGGCUGUAUGCAUGUUGUCCAACUACAUCUAAAGACAGAAUGUUUAUACCUGUUCUAACUGGUCCCUCUAAAGCCUUCAUGAGCCCUUUUAGGGGAAUUUUAUCUACUGAAUUUAUACAAUUUUAUACAUGUAAUUCAAACAUUAGAUGCAGCUUUGGCUGUCAUCAGCACAUGUUUGAUAGUCAUCAAGACACCUACCCAACUCUCUACUGUUUUUUGUCAUUUUCAUAUGCAUACAGAUGUGCAUUUUCAACCCCUUGAGUAUCACAACUUUCACUGGGAUCCAUAUUUAUUAUUUAUUAUUG